Balaenoptera ricei (Rice's whale) is the source of this 1230-nucleotide messenger RNA. Its product is annotated as zinc finger protein 665-like. Gene Ontology annotation, molecular function: RNA polymerase II transcription regulatory region sequence-specific DNA binding; DNA-binding transcription factor activity, RNA polymerase II-specific. The record is from RefSeq and is a predicted model, not a curated record. Gene Ontology annotation, biological process: regulation of transcription by RNA polymerase II. Lineage: Eukaryota; Metazoa; Chordata; Mammalia; Artiodactyla; Balaenopteridae. Gene Ontology annotation, cellular component: nucleus.
AUGAAGUUGAGAGAUCUAGCAACAGUAGUUCCUCAUUUUCACCAUCUUUCAAUACAGACACAAGAUCAGAAAGCACUCAGGGAAAGACCUCACAAAUGUAAUGAGUGUGGCAAAACCUUUCUUCAGGGAUCACACCUCAUUAGACAUCAGAUCAUCCACACAAGAGAGAAAUUACAUAAAUGUGAGGGAUCUCACCUCAUUAGACAUCAGAUCAUCCACACAAGAGAGAAAUUACAUAAAUGUGAGGUAUGUGGCAGAGUCUUUAGUCAUAAUUCAAAGUUCACAACCCAUCAGAGAAUUCAUACUGUGGAGCAGCCUUACAAAUGUAAUGAGUGUGGCAAAACUUAUAGCUCAUACCUCAGGAGACAUCAGAUCAUUCAUACAGGAAAAAGUGUAUAUAAAUGUGAUGUAUGUGGCAAACUCUUUAGCCAAAACUCACACCUUGCUGCUCAUCAGAGGGUUCAUACUGGAGAGAAACCGUAUCAGUGUAAUGACUGUGGCAAGGUUUUUAGUCAGUAUGGAACCCUUGAAAGUCUUCAGAGAGUUCAUACUGGAGAGAAACCUUAUGAAUGUGGUAAGGCCUUUAGUCAAAAACCAUAUCUUCAAGUUCAUUAGCGAAUACAUACUGGAGAGAAACCUUUCAAAUGUAAUGAGUGUGGCAAGUUCUUCAGUCUAAAAUCACACCUUACAAGGAACCCUUUAAGUUAUCAGAGAAUUCAUAGUGGAGAAAAACCUUACAAAUGUAAUGAAUGUGGUAAGGCCUUUCGACAAAAGUCACAUCUUCGAAUUCAUUGGAGAAUUCAUACUAGAGAGAAACCUUUCAAAUGUAAUGAAUGUGGCAAGUUCUUUAGUCGAAAUUCAUAUAAGUCAUCAGGGACCCUUUUAAGGCGUGAGAGAGUUCAUACUGGAGAGAAACCUUACAGAUGUGAUGAGUGUGGAAAGGCCUUUUGUCGAAAAUCACAUCUUCAACUUCAUUGGAGAAUACAUACUGGAGAGAAACCUUUCAAAUGUAAUGAGCGUGGCAAGCUUUUCAGUAGAAAUUCACACCUUACAAGUCAUCAAAAUACACACCUUAGAAUUCAUCAGACAGUGCAUAUUGUAGUGAAACCUUUCAAAUGUAAUGAAUGUGGCAAGGCCUUUUGUCAAAAAUCACACCUUCGAGCUCAUUGGAGAAUACAUACUGGAGAGAAACCACACAAAGCAAUAUGGUUUGCUAAGUCUCAUUUUUGA